Molecule: messenger RNA, 642 nt
Organism: Entamoeba invadens IP1
Lineage: Eukaryota; Evosea; Mastigamoebida; Endamoebidae
Product: eukaryotic translation initiation factor 3 subunit, putative
Exons: 2
Coding region: 1-642 (213 amino acids)
Cellular component (GO): eukaryotic translation initiation factor 3 complex; cytoplasm
Molecular function (GO): translation initiation factor activity
Source: RefSeq, a predicted model, not a curated record
AUGUCGUGGGAGGAUUUCGAUGAAGACCAAUUGGCUGAAAUGCCGGAAGAAGGGCAAACUACUGCGACCCUGAACACUCUUGUUGCCGAGAAGAAAGAGGACGUCACCAUCAGUAACAAAGAGCUGAAACAAAAGAAGGCUGAGAACAAGGUAGAGGAGAAACAGUAUGUGGAUCCAUUGGCUGGAUUGUCUGAAGAGGACAAGGCUGCUGCUUUGAAGCGCAAACAAGUCGAAACAGACGCGCAAAGUGCGAAAAAGUUGUACGCGGAGUUGGACGAGACAAAGCAGCUUGAAACGAUGUCUGUAGUAACUGACAAAGAUUUCAUGAAAUUUGGGCAAUUACUUGGGAUCAAGGGGCACAGUCUUUACACUGAAAAAUCGAAACAGUUCAAGUUGUUAGUGAAAGAGUGUUUGAGAGAAUUGACAAUCGACAUGAACAGUAUUGAAGUCAAGGAAAUCGCGUCGUACGCCGACGUUCUUUUCAACCAAAAAAUUCAACUUGAGAAAGAGGAGAAAAAGAAGCGCAAGCCGACGAAGAAGGCACUUCCUAAAGCGACUCUUGGGAAGAAGGGGAAUGAAGUGAUGGAUGAUGGGGAUGAUGAUGUACCUGCUUAUGAAGAUCUUGAUGACGAUUUUAUGUAA